AUGAACGCCCACGGGUCGGCGACGGUGAUGGAGGAAGGACGGGGUCGCGACACCCGCAUCGAGCCCUACCAGCAAGCCCAGAGCCUCCUCCAGCAAAUCUGGGCAUCUCCGCACUACCGCCGUCGAGCGCCGUCGCCAAUGUCCUACCCUCCCAUCUCCAGCAUCCCGCGCACCUCCCCCGAGCGCCUCGCCCUCGCCCCCGUCGACGACCCGUCCGCCACGGCCUCGACCAUCUUCUACCUCGCCUACGGCUCCAAUCUCUGCGCCGAGAUCUUCCUCGGCGUGCGCGGCAUCCGGCCCAUCAGCCAGAUCAACGUCUCGGCGCCGGCAUUCGACCUGACAUUCGACCUGCCCGGCCUGCCGUACCAAGAACCCUGCUUCGCCAACACCGCUCCGCGCAGGAUCCCCAAGCCGCCCCCCUUCGACCCGCCGAAGCUGCCGCCGUACACAGAUUAUGACGAUGAUGCCCCUUCGGUCGCUUUCCCCUCCCUCCCGGAUCCCGGCCCGACGUGGAAUAAGGGCCUGUUCGGCGUCGUGUACGAGGUGACGCCCGAGGACUACGCGACGAUCGUCAAGACCGAGGGCGGCGGCGCCAGCUACCACGACGUGCUGACGCCGUGCCUGGCUUUGCCGCCGGCAAUGCGCGUGCCCGAGAAGCCGCCCGUUCCGGAACUGCCGCGGCCAUUCCUAGCACACACCCUGUACGCGCCGCGCCUGCCGGAUCUGCCCGGCGACGACGAUGACGACGACGAUGGCAAAGACAGCCAUGACGAGAACACAGGGGAAAACGGAGAUAUAAUCAGGGACGACGGCGACGACGGCGACCACGACCCCCGCAAAAAGAAAUGGUUCCGCAAGCUCCUCCUGCCCGUCCGCCGCCCGGCCCCGUACUACGCGCAGCCCUCGCCGCGCUACCUGAAGCUGCUCCGCGACGGCGCCGCCGAGCACUACCUGCCGGACGACUACCAGGCGUACCUCGCAGCACUGCCAGCGUACACCAUCACUACGCAUCGGCAGGCCGUCGGCCGCUUCUUGUUCUCGCUAUUCGCCAUCCCCUUCAUCUUCGCGCUGAUACGUCUGCGCGGGCUGUUGAGCGACGGGAAUGGGAACGUGCCCCGCUGGUUCGUGGUCGUCAUGAACGUGGUGUUCAAUCUGAUGUGGAUGCUGUAUGAUUCUGUGUUUAAGCCUGUGUUUGGGGAUGGGGAAAGGACUUUGGAGGAGGACGAUGACGGCGGGGAUGAGGGUGGGAUAGGUCGUGGGGUUGGGGGAAUAGGGGCCGGAGGGAGUCGAUGGGGAAGCGAGAAAAGUGCUUUGCUUGGGGACUGGUAG
Molecule: messenger RNA, 1329 nt
Organism: Anthostomella pinea
Lineage: Eukaryota; Fungi; Ascomycota; Sordariomycetes; Xylariales; Xylariaceae
Source: the annotation of a GenBank genome assembly